UCUUUUCGAAAGUUUUCGGUCAUUUUCUCGAUCUUACACACUAGGUUCCCUGUCCACUUUCUCAAAGAAACUUUCUUCAGUUGGGCUACAACCUCACUGUGCUUUGGGUUUUAUGGUUUCAUCAUUCUAAGCUUGGUUAUUAUACUUUUCAAAGUGACUUUCAGCAUGCUUGGACAUCUGAUCUUCAAGAAGAUGUCUUCCAGUGUUCCUUCUGCUGAUUUGCUGAUACGGUCGCGGUGAAGUACCUCAUCAAACUGGAAAAAUAACUGUUUCAAGUUCUAGUUCUUCUGUCGGUCCUUUCUUCCCUGAAUAGAUUUUACUUUCAACUUUGUGUAAGACAUCGGACUUCUUUCAAGUAUGGAGAUUGAAACUUUUCCAACUUUUAAAAGCGUUCCCCUUAUGGCUGAACAGUUGGAGGGGUAUCUUCUAGAUCUCCAAGACUCCAAGAUCAGCCACUUCAUAAAGAGGAAUUCUUAUGGUCUAAAGCUUCUGGAUAUACUCACAAACCUAAGAAAAACGGAGUCCGAUGAUCUGGAUCUGGUUGUUCAGCUGGACGUCUUCGACGACAAGAAGGUGGCUGACGAAGAGCAGUUCUCCGGAUCUCGAAGAGUCGACCUCAACGACCACAUCGAUGUCUUCCACGCACUAUUCAAACAGGUGUGUGAUACGCCUCAAUCAACCCCCUUCCUGACGAUCCUCCAGCAUCUCCUUCGGAUUGACCCGAAGGACACCCUUAGCGAGGUCAUCUGGGAGGUCUCUGAGAAGCUCGUCCACAAGGCAGUUCUCCUGGAGAAGAAGGACUACGCCGACAAGCUCCUGAAACUCGGCGAGCGCGAGAUUGCACGCUCGGUCGCCUCGCUCCGAGGGCGGGCGGACAGCUUGGCCAGCACGCCGCGGGUCGAGAAUGGAAGAGACAUUCUAACGCCCAGAAGCGAGGUAGCGAGUACGGGUUCCGCACCUGGGAACGGCAGCGGUACGACCAGCAAGGGUCCUCCUCAAAAGAUGGGCGUGGCGGAUGCUGUUUGUGUAUCUGAAUCGGUGCAGGCGCAUACCGAAACGGACGGUGGACUGUUCUCCAAGCCUAGUUCGGCCAUCACGCCGCCAUCAUCGUUAUCUCUUCCUGCUCCCAUCGUACCACCUCCCCCUCCACCCUUCAUGGCUGGCUCCGGAGCUCCACCUCCGCCGCCACCACCUGGGAUGGGUGGGGCACCCCCACCCCCACCACCACCACCUCCUGGAUCAGGUGGUGGUGUCCCUCCACCACCUCCUCCACCGGGACCAGGGGGUCCACCACCCCCUCCUGGACCACCAGGGAUGCCUGGAGUACCCUCGAUGCCAUCGAUGCCUUCUUCAUCAGCAAUACCGAACGUCAAACCCAAAUCACGAAUGAGGACGCUAAACUGGGUUAAGCUGCCUCCCCGGAAAGUCAUGCAUGCCGACAACAGUAUUUGGAGCAAAGUCAAUAAGAUUGAAAACGGGUUCAACGCAGACUGGGAAGCGAUAGAGGAACUAUUUUGUCAACCAAACUUGAUGAAGCAGAAGAGAAAAGAAGGGAAGGAAAAAGAAAUUCAGAAGAAGCGCGAUUCCCAAGAGAUAAAUCUUCUGGACAGUCGGCGGAGUCUCAACAUCAAUAUCUUUCUCAGGCAGUUCCGCACGACCAAUGACGCCAUAAUCAGAUUGAUAGCUGAUGGGCGGAGCAACGAGAUCGGCGCGGAGAAACUCAAGAGUCUGCUCAAAAUUCUGCCAGAAAACGACGAGAUUGAAAUGCUGCGUUCUUUCGACGGUGACUCAGUCAAGCUUGGGCAGGCUGAGAAGUUCCUCAUUUCCCUGGUCGAAAUCCCUCAUUACAAGCUUCGAAUUGAGAGUAUGCUUCUACGAGAGGAAUUCACCGCCAACAUGGAUUAUCUGAUCCCUUCCAUAGAGUCAAUCAUUAGUGCUAGCGAAGAACUGUUAAAGAGCUCAACCCUGAAAGACAUACUUCACCUGGUGCUAUUAACCGGCAACUUCCUCAAUGCUGGAGGAUAUGCCGGCAAUGCAAUUGGAUUCAAAAUGUCUUCUCUGCUCAAGUUGGUUGAAACACGAGCCAAUAAGCCACGGAUGAAUCUUCUUCACUACGUUGCUCAGUUGGCUGAGCAAAAGAAUCCAGAGUUAAUGAACUUUCCUGAGGAACUCACUCACCUAGAGGAAGCUUCACGAUUCUCGGUAGACCAGCUUUUGGCAGAUGUGAAGAGUCUGAAGGAGAAGGUGGACAAUAUCAAUGAACAAGUCGAAGCAGUCACAGAUUCUUAUAAAGAACACAUGCAACUCUUUCUCAAGACUGCGAAGGGGGAACUGGAUGUGAUCGACUCAAUGAUGAAACGCGUGGAGGAACAUAAGAGUGAACUGGCCGAGUACUUCUGUGAAGAUGCGAGUACUUUUAAACUGGAAGAGUGCAUCUUGACCUUCAAAAUAUUCUGUGAGAAGUUCAAGAAAGCAAUAACGGAGAACGAAACGAGGGUGAUCCAGGAGAAACGAGCCAAGCAACGCCAAAAGCAACGUGAAGAACAGAAAGCAGCCACCUUGAAGCGCAAAGAAAGUAUCAAGAAAGCACCCGCAAGGUCUGUGAGUGCGCCAACCGGAAGAGAAUCAAACUCCAUUGUUGACCGCCUACUUGGAAACAUCCGCGAUGGCUUCACAGGAAAGUACCAGGGUAUGGAGACAGACGGGACAACCACGGAUAGUGACUACGGGAGCAGACCGACAUCUCCAGCACCGACUGCAGAUGGGAAGUCUUCAGUGGAGGAUGUUUCACCAGCUUCCUUUACGCGAGCAGCUGUCGCACGACGAUCGUUCCAGAAGACGCCAAACCUGAACGCGAUUUCAGAGAAUUCUUCCCAAACACGCGAUGAUAUCGAGACUGGUUCAAAGCGAUUAUCUCGGGUUUCUUCUGUUCAUGAAUCCAAGAGUGAUAACCAUCUAAUAGACUUGCUCAUGUCGGGUAACGACGAUGAGACAUUGCAGCAGAUAUCAUUCAAACGCGAAGGCAGUGUGAGACGCAGCGGUCGCAAGCGACGGACAUCGCAGUAUAAUUUAACUGGAAAUCGUGAGCGCUCUGAGUCACCUGCUGCUUUUGUUUCUGAACAAGACCCACUCACGAAACCACAAAAACAAGAACCAGAAAAUAACGAGGAAUCGAAACCAGAAUCCUCAGAGGAAUACACUGUACCAAAGAGUCCCCAAAAGCGUAGUUACCGCUCUAGAGCGUCUCUGGAUAGCCCCGAAACUUUGCUGGCAGUGAACAGCCUUUCAAGGCAAGAAAGGCUCAAAGACUUCAUAAACAAAGACAAUGUUACGAGUCCUACCGAACCUAGAGACCAAACUAUAUACCGUAAUGUAAAGUCGCAUAGUGAAGUGACCCGGCCGGUAUCGUUUGGAAGUGACGAUGGCAGCAUUAGUUCGGAAGUAGCCGAUGCUCUUUCGGAUCGACCUGAGAACAACACAAUACGUGAUCAUAUUCACCGUGAAAGAAUCGCAAUGUAUGCUAACCUCAAUAACACUAGUCUUAACUCAUCAGAUUCGGAUAAACGACUCUCCGGUGACUCAGGAACGUUUCAAACUAUCUCCGACGACUCGACUGACAGUAAACGCAACUCGCGAGCCGAUUCAGAAACAAACGAACCAUCGAACGAUAAUCAACUCAACCUUGGGACAAUGGCAAAUAGGAUUGAAGCAUUGACUCUAAAUCUAGACAGUUUAGAAAGGCAUAAAACCACCGCGUCGGAAAAUCUUGAAAAACACGUCAAAUCCAAAGAACCUGAUGUUUCCAGUAACGAGAGCAAAUCUGAAGAAAGCAGAUUAUCUAGCUGGAAUAGGAAUGUCCAAAGCAUGAACAUUGAAGCAGCUGUUAGCACCGUAGAAUCUUCGGUUUAUGAUCGCAGUCCGAGUAAAGAGGAUAUUUCCGGUUCUAAGAAAGAGCCAGUGCAGCCCGUUGAGCGACGAGAAAGUGCAUACCGCGCACGUCUCCGUGAAUGGAAGGCCAUGCGGAGCGAAAGUGUAAGCCAAGAACCAGAGGUUGACCACAAACAACUCACCGAAGAGCGCCAGAAUUCAAAAUCCUAUGAGGAUGUGAAGCCAAGUGAGCCCUUUAUGGACACACCCUUGACACCGCAUCUUGCUAUAGUUGCCAUGGAGACUGAGAGUGUCGAGGAGACAUAUCGAGAUAAGAUUAGCCGUGACCGAUCGUUACUGGAGAGUAUCCUGACAGGCCAGUCGACCCCUGAGACGGUUGCCAAAGAGCCAACACCCGUCCCUGAAGAUGAUACCCCGCCGGUGAUACAGAGGCCUGUAGGACUCAAAGCUCUGAAGCUGAAGAGGUUGUCUUCCGAAGUGACUAAUGGCUCUGACUCUGAUGAUGACCCUUGGACAGGUAUUGACCGCCGACAGCUAGAAAUUCGCCGCGACAUAUUUGACAUCAAGGUGGAGCAGCAUCGACGGAGCCAGUCUGACAACUCCACUCCAAACAGUCCCGUCAAGGAGUACAAAGAAUUUGUAGGGUCGCAGUCGGAUGUAUUCAAUGAAGAUGAUUUGGUUGUGGAGGACUUGGAAAACGUUCAAGAUAUCAACCAGAAUGUUACAAAGUCCCCCGAUGUAUCCACGGAUAAAGUUCCAGCUUCUGAGAAGGAUGAGGAUGUGAGUGAGACCAUUCCAAUCAAUGAUAGGGAUGUUAUUGUCUUGGAGAAUGACGAAUUGGUAGAAAGUGGAUCGGAGCCAACUGUUUCUGAGAUCACGAACCCUGAACAGGAAGUUCCUCAGUUUGAAUCGUCUGAAGUGAAGAAUGGUGUGCGGGACAAAGCCAGCAAGUCCGUAACCAAAGCCACUGCCACCUCAAACAAAAAGGUUACGAGCAGUAAAACAAGCCCAGUCGAGAAGAAAUCAAUGAGUAAUGGAAAUGGAAAAACCACAGGUGUAAAGAAAAAUGUGUCUAGCCCAUCCAAUAGGACACCAGUUGUUAAUUCCAGUGCGGGAAAAUCAUCACCAUUAACACGUAAUGGAUCAAUAAGAUCCUCAUCUUCAGCAAAAAACUUGUCACCAUCACCAAGAAUUACAAUGUCGUCAUCACGCGGUUCUACACCGAUUUCCCGUAGUGGUACUCCAACAAAGAGGAGCCCCAUGUCAGCAUCACCAAGGUUACCUGUCGGGUCAAAGGUCAAUGGUGUCGGUAAAGGAGGUGGUAGCAGAGCAAGUAGCUAUGAUUCCCUUCACUCGUUAGGAUCCGAACGUUGCGACUCUGCCGCAAGUGGCGCUUCCUCAGUGUCAAGCGUAAGUCAGACAAAGAAACCAGUCAAUAGCUCAAGGACUUCAUCAACAGUAUCUCGCAGUGCAUCCGUGAAAGCUCCUUUAUCAAGGUCAACUUCAAAUUCAUCAACGGGAUCAAAAGCAAAUGCAUCUCCACGUACUGUUCAAAGUGGUUCAACGAGGCGGAAUGUAACCACAAAACCUGCUGCAGCGGGAUCUUCACAACCGGGAAAGAAUUUUGUUCGCGGAGCACCUGAACGGACUACCAUUGCUGGUAGUGCGUUGAGGUCUACCAAGUCAAGUUUGAGUGCUGCAUCUUCAGUCAGGAGCUCACUUAGGGGAACCUCUGCUACCGAGAAAUCACCUUCAACUUCCACUAAGUCUUCAUCGUCAUCUGUAUCUUCCUCACCGCGAAGUGUAUCCAAGGACUCUACUACGACGAGUAGUAAUUUCACUCGAGCAGGCUCAGUCAGAAGACAGAAUGGGUCGAAUAAACCAGGUACAAAGAAACCAUACACCUCCGCCUAUGCGACAUUAUCUGUAAAGAAGAAUGCAUCAGACACGUCCGCUACGAAGAAGACAACUACUGCAAAGUCGAGUAGUUCAGUCCGCAAAAGUGAACCUACUGUGACAAAAGGAAAAGCCACUGGCUCAGGGAGUACCAAGUUAGAUACAUCACGAGUAGCAGGUCGCAAUACGAACAGCACUCCUGAGCCUGUAGAAGUGUCGGAAGUAAUAUUGGAGGGCCAGAAGUCUGUUCCAGAAAGUGCAGUAGAAUCUCUUCAAGCCCGAUUGGCUUCGAUGAACAUUGUUGAAAAGAAUGAAGCCGCAAAAGAAUUGAACGAAUCUUCAGGAGAACUGACUAAUAAAUCUGCAGACGAAGAGGUUCAUAUACAGAACGAUAACUCUUUUGCGUUUCCACGGAGCUCCUCAGACCCAGAUAUUAUCCGAAAUGCAGAAUCAACCCCAGAUGUCACUCUUCGAGAUAAGUCGUCCAGCUCCACUUUUCAGCGUAACGGUCCAAAACGGUAUUCUUUGCCACCAACUUCUGUCAACAUUACCCCAUCACCGACGGGUAAAAAGGGUAGUAAACCUGGUAAGCUCAGUCGGAUUAUGAACCGACUAAGCCUCAGUGGAUCUAAGAAGGGUGACAGGCUCGGUGCCAGCAUUCCAGAAAUUGCUGAUGAUGACGUCUUUGCUGCUUCUUCUUCUUCUUCAAAGCCUAGGAGUAAAAAGUUAACAACAAACAACCCAUCAAAAGACAGAUUUUCGCGGACCAAGUCCGCAAGUUUACGAGUUAGCUCGAAAACUUCCAAACCAGCCGCAUCGGUAGCAGCAACUAGCAAGGACUCGGACACCAGCAGAAGGCGGCUAUGGAGGUCAUCAUCCGUGAAAAGUAAAGACAAAGCUUCGCCUGCUAAAUCUUCAAGGAGAUGAAACUCCCUCGUAUCGUGUAAAGAGACUUAUCAACUGACGUAACAUUUUUGUAGUCAUGGAAGUAAUAAAAAUACUACAUCACUUGCCAGUAAUAAUAAAAUGAUUAAAAUGAUAUCGAAUAGCGAAACUUCUUUGUCAAAUUCGUGGAAAUUGCAAUGUCAAAUUGAAGAUUAUGUAAAUAAAAUUAGGCCUAUAUGGACAAUGCGUGUCUUUAAGUGAUAUUGAAAAUGUGAUAUGUCAAACAAAGAAAAACAACAGUUUCUCAGGGAAAAUCAUCAAUCGUUACGCGACAACUACCAGUUGCAGACUCAAUAUGAUUUAUUUUAUUUUAAUUCUGAUCUACAAUUUUACAGAUGGGUUUUGUCAAACUAACUUUCUUGAAUCUUCAUUUUCAGUCAGCAUUGGGUAUACCAAUGGAAACGACAGGGAAGUUUAUUUUUUUAUGUCACCGAAGCUUCUCACUUUCAAAACUGGAAAAUAUUGGCUCGAUUUUCAUGAAACCAACAGCAUUAUUUGCCCCAAGUGCAGACGAUUGCUGCUGUUCUACCCCUUUAAUCGUUUGCUGCACAUCAAAAUAUUUAAUUUUCCUUUGGAUUACAUAAACCUGCAAGGGCUUUGAGGCCCUACAUUUUGUAACUGCAUACAAUAAUGUUAAAGGAAGAAAUCCUAAAAUAUAUAUUUCAUAAACCCAUUACAUGCUUCACAGUAGAGGUAAAAACACAACUUUUCCCCAUACAGGUCCUAAAGAGUUUACAUAAUAUAGGUACCUAGGGACGCUUAUGACUGUAGCCAUCAUAAUUACAGCAAUUAAACGUCCAAUUAGCUUGAAACUCUAAGGUAAUUUCUGUGUGACCUUAAACUUUCCAAGUUAUGGUCACAGAAUUAGCUGCAAGAAAAAACAUAUUUUUAUAUUCUUAAUGAAGCAAAGCAAUCUCUUUGAGAACACAGCCGACUGUGCUGAUGACUAGUGAUAUCAAGGAGAUCUCCUUGGUGGUAUACCUCAUGGCAACGGAGCUUCGUACACUGCUGAAUCUUUCGUCUUUGACAGGCCGAAAGUGUCUGCGCGGUCGGGCCCUUCCAUGUUGUUCACAGACUGGUAAAGUCUGCAUUGCGAUUAAGACUACAAUGCUAGAGAUUUACUUUUUAAAGGAUUUUUUAAAGAUUUUUUUGAAAAUUAAUCGUUGGUGAAUGAGACCAAAUAUUCCUUCCAGUCGUAGACAUCUGGUGAAAUGAAGAAACACGCCUCGUUUCACGAAUGAACUGAAUGAUUCCCAUCAUGUAAAUGAAAUACUUCCAUAAAGAAAAUUAAUAUAAUAAAAUGUUAUUCAGUAUUGCCUGCCAAUCAAUCAUAUUAAAUCAACAUAGUUUUCAAUAUCUGUAUGUAUUUUCCCUGUAUUUUAUAUACUCUUGUAAAUUAAAAUGGAUUCAGAUAAACUAUUUUGAUUACCUAUAAUCAUCCCUUUUCAAAUUAAUUCGAAGAAAAAUAGAUAAUGUAAUGAAUGUUAGCCUACUUGAUAAUUUGCGAUGUAACAAAAGUGCCUUGUAUAUUUCUGUAGAUGCCUUUAUUGUUUAUGAUAUGAUAUUUAUGAAGCAACAAACAGACAAUAAAACGCAAUAAAUAUCAUUUAUAUUACUAUUUUACUGUUAUAGGUGAUCGCAUGGUAUAUACAGUGUAUAAUCAACACAACUAAUCCAACUAGACUAGUGACAUAGAAUUAGGCUGCGAAACACAUGCAGCAUUAUUGGACAUGCGUUCGACACAGUUGGCGCUAUAUCGGUAGUUCAGUAGUCAACCAAUCAUCUUUUGCGUAUUAUUGUUUACAUAUUCUUUUGAUUAUAUCAUGUACAGUUGGGCAAGUUAUUUUUGGUUGCGUUAUAAAGUAUUUUUUUCGGCUGAUGUAAAUAUUGCAAAAUAUGAAUAUUUCGUUCUCAGUUUUCUUCAGUUUUCAGUUGCACGUUAUUGUGUAGCCUCGAUGUUUGUUCUUUUUUAUUAAGUUAUACGAUCAUGAUAGAAGCAGUUGAUUGAUUUUUCGUGAUAAUGAUAAUUUUUUAUGAUUGUGAUUAUGAUUAUGAUAUUAUAAUCCAUAUAAUAUUCUAUAAUGCUUCCAUAAAUGGCGAUGACAGGGUCGUGGAUAUUUAAAUUGGAUCAGAUCGAUUCAUCGUUCUCAGAUUUUUUGAGGCCCUUAUUCCAUCAUCAUGAUCAUGUCAUUUUUUUUGUUCUUGAUUAAUUUCUCAAGAUUUUUGCCUAAAAUCUUACAAAAACAAACCAUUCAUUGUAUUCAUUAUGAUUUCAUAUUGUCAUUCGAAGCAUGGAAUAUUUUGAGAUGACGUAAAACAGUACUUAUGCUCUCUAUUACUGGAAGUUCUACUUGAAACUUUCGAAACUUCAGUUUGUUGAAAAGAUAAGUUUUCAUAAUAUGAAGAAAUAACGAUGUGGACCAGAAUAUGUGCAUGCGACCGUUAUUAAGUCCUUUGGGAUUACGAUUGAGCUUGAAAAUUAUUAUUCAAGCAUCAAUUUAUUUGAAAAAAUAUGACAUUAUAUCCUCUGAAUAUGUUUUUAAAAGGUAAACGAAUCGCUUUUUUUAAGUUUACGAUAAAAUUAUCAGGUCACCUAAUAUAUUUUACUGCCAUGGAUGGUAUUGACUUAGAUGAUGGCAUUUUCGCCUUCAACUCAACUUGUAUCUUUUGGUAUUUUAUAUUCAAUUAUCGAUUUCUUUGCGUUAUAUUUUCAUUGUACAUAAUAAAGAAAAGUCUUUUUUUGUAAAUGUAAGUAAAAGACAUUUAUCUAGUAUUUAUAUAUGUUAUAUUCACGAUUUAACCGCUUUUUAAUGACACGUUAAAAACAAUACUACCGA
Lytechinus variegatus (green sea urchin) is the source of this 9566-nucleotide messenger RNA. RefSeq names its product formin-J-like. Gene Ontology annotation, molecular function: actin binding. The coding region runs from base 358 to 6711 and encodes 2117 amino acids. The record is from RefSeq and is a predicted model, not a curated record. Gene Ontology annotation, biological process: cellular component organization. The transcript has 15 exons. Lineage: Eukaryota; Metazoa; Echinodermata; Echinoidea; Temnopleuroida; Toxopneustidae.